GAUUUUUAAUUUCUGCAAUGGCGGAGGAGUUCCAGGAAUCUGAGGUUAUUUUCGGUGAGAUUAAUGGAGAAGAUUCGCCGCCUCCCCAAGGAUGGAAAAUCAGCAGCAGCAGCACCACCACCAGCAGGAAGAAGCUGAAGGCGGCGCCGGCCGGGAAGGAGAACUCCACGCCGAUGAAGAUUCCGGCGGCAGGAAGGAAUAUUGCGUGGCUGCGCUACCUGGACGCGGAGCUCGACGGGGACGAUCAUGGUGAAAUGGUGCCGCCGCACAUUAUCGUAGGGCGGCGCGUGGCCGGAAAAAUGAUGGCGUUUUCGAUAUGCAGCGGGAAGGGGAGAUCGCUCAAGGGAAGGGAUUUCUGCGAGGUUCGGAAUUUGAUUCUUAGAAUGACAGGAUUUCUUGAAAAUUGAUUAAAUCAAUCCAAAAAAUGUUCAUAUUUAUUUAUUAUUUUAUUUAUUCAAAAUGUUGUAUGUAUCUGCACUUGGGCAGAAUGUUGUAUAAUUGAAUUGAGGGAAUGGUUAAAAUGUAAAAGAAUUCCCAAUAUGAGAUAUUGUUUUCACACUGGCUGGAAAAUUAGCAAAGACAUGUCCAGGGAAUAGAGGUGGGCUUGUUGGGACGAAAACAGUCAUGCAAGAUAGGUGAAGGAAGAAGGAAGUUAUGGAUAUUUUCAAUAUUUAUGCAUAUCAAAAUGUAAGUAUAUAUAUAUAUAUAUAUAUGUUGGAAAGUAAU
Andrographis paniculata is the source of this 726-nucleotide messenger RNA. RefSeq lists its product as uncharacterized. Lineage: Eukaryota; Viridiplantae; Streptophyta; Magnoliopsida; Lamiales; Acanthaceae. The record is from RefSeq and is a predicted model, not a curated record. Bases 18 to 407 code for a protein of 129 amino acids. The transcript has a single exon.